GCGUUGUGAAUUCUAGCUUUGUGCUUGUCCAUCUCUGUUCUGAUCGUCGAAGCUAGUGAAGAUGUACAUCCCAGACACAUCCCGCAAAUACACUCCAGAGGAAAAACAACAGCUGCUCCAGAAUCUUGACAUUGAAGUCGAACACCGUGUUCGCCAGCUUGAGGAAUGGCUCACAGACGCGCUCAAAAACUUUCGGCUUCACCAAGAAGGGCUCAUCUCUCGCAUUCCCAAACUCGUGCGCGGUGUGACCAUGGGCGAGUUUGCUGAUACCUACGAUGGCGAUGUUCAAGCGUGUCUUCGUGGUCUCGUGGGUGGUGCUCCACCCAAUCUAGAGAUUGAUCGUGAAACUCGCAAGCGCAAGUGGGAGGAGGCUAGUGAAGGCGAGCGCGCCGUUAAGAAUGCGAGGAUGAUGCAUGUCACUCCCAAGAAGAAGCCCCCUCCUACUAACACGGGCACUGCACAACGCGUCCGCACAGUAUCUGCGGCAUUCCCGCGUACCCCCGGCCAAUUCCGUUCUACCCUCCGCUUGCCCUCCGUCAGUCCACAGAAACCGUCUACCCUCCGAACAUCUCCCUCUAAAUUGCGUGCUCCAUCGCCUUUCAAAGCUCCGUCUUCUCCUGGAAAAUCGAUGCCAUGGAAUGCCAAGCCACCAUCACAAGCAAAGCGCCCGCCCACCAGCGCAACCUUCGCUCCAACUUUGCCUGCUAAGACCCCCACUUAUCCCACCCUCCGUGCACCCCGCCGCGACGAAAGCAUGCUUAGUCUAAACGGGUCUCCGCUAGCCAACCCGUAUAAGCUCGGCUUGGAGUGGUUCGCUGCUGAAGAGGAAGAGGAGGGUUCUGACAUGGAUGUGAAAACCAAAGGCAAAGGAAAGGAGACGCAGGUAAAUAUGCAAGGGCAAGGCAAGACUCUACGACGCGUAAAUAGCAUAGUCAUACGACGUGAUCCAUCCGUCUCGCUCGUCCCCUCAUCCUCCACCCAACCCACCUUCUCACAAACCCAUUCACAAGCCAACUCUCAAACUCAAAACCAUAACCGCACGCAUUCACGCGCCAACUCACGCACAGUAGCUCGUGUACCGGAGCCACCAGCGUCUAAACCCGCCACGUCUUCUCUCAUGCCUUCAAGCUCGCUCUCGUCCCUCCCUUCCUCGUCCUCUGCCCGGGCGGUCGUCGCGAUCUCAACCUCCGAUGGACACGUCCUCGAGUUCGACCCGCUACAAACAUCGCCGCGCGCACUCGAUGCACUCGUAGGUAUCACUGACAGCGCAAAGAAGCAAGCCCGUGAGGAUAUGGGGCGCUUGGUGCAGGCUGCGGUGAGUAAGUGGAGUAUCGCAUAACACGGCUAAGCAGGCGUCUGCUUUACACAUCGCGCGGGCCCACGUUAGGCGUCCCACCAAUUUGCGACGUUGUGUCACAAUAUAGUAUCAUGUAUAGAUUCUCGAUUUUCGAUUCUUUAUUGACCUCGCUAACGCACCUGUUGAACACCCGACAUUCCAUCGCAUGUUCCAGUUAUUUAUUUCGCAUACCAAGCAUCGAUGUAAAGAUGUAGCGCUAGCGUAUAUACCUAUGGACACUAUUUAUGUCGAGGGAAAAAUCGACGUUAUUUUGAAAACUUGAGUGGAUGCUUGGUUUGUGUGGCUCUGAGUCUGACAGAUCUAGCUGGAGAUGCU
Messenger RNA from Suillus discolor, 1672 nucleotides. RefSeq lists its product as uncharacterized. The record is from RefSeq and is a predicted model, not a curated record. Bases 62 to 1339 code for a protein of 425 amino acids. Gene Ontology annotation, biological process: mitotic sister chromatid segregation. Gene Ontology annotation, cellular component: chromosome, centromeric region; spindle midzone; chromosome passenger complex. The transcript is spliced from 3 exons. Lineage: Eukaryota; Fungi; Basidiomycota; Agaricomycetes; Boletales; Suillaceae.